Drepanopeziza brunnea f. sp. 'multigermtubi' MB_m1 is the source of this 744-nucleotide messenger RNA. RefSeq lists its product as uncharacterized. Gene Ontology annotation, molecular function: proton-transporting ATPase activity, rotational mechanism. Gene Ontology annotation, cellular component: proton-transporting two-sector ATPase complex, catalytic domain. Lineage: Eukaryota; Fungi; Ascomycota; Leotiomycetes; Helotiales; Drepanopezizaceae. The record is from RefSeq and is a predicted model, not a curated record. Gene Ontology annotation, biological process: proton transmembrane transport.
AUGUCACAAUCUCACGCCCUCUCCGACGACCAGGCAAGCCUCCCCUCUGCAUCAUCCCGAAUCAAUUUGCCCGCACGCAUACAGGUCGGCCAAGAGCUCAAGAAGAUGACGGCCUUCAUCAAGCAAGAGGCCAUGGAGAAGGGCCGCGAGAUCGAAAUCAAGGCCGACGAGGAGUUCGCCAUCGAGAAGUCGAAGCUGGUCCGCACCGAGACGGCAGCCAUCGACAGCACCUACGAGAAGAAGUUCAAGGCGGCCACCAUGUCGCAGCAGAUCACCCGCUCGACCGUGGCCAACAAGACGCGCCUCAAGGUGCUGUCGGCGCGGCAGGAGCUGCUGGACGAGAUCUUUCACGCGACGCAGAAGAAGCUCGGCGAGGCGACGAAGGAUAAGGGCAAGUAUGCGGGCAUCUUGAAGGGCUUGCUGCUGGAGGGCUUCUAUGCGUUAAAUGAGGAGACGUUGGCGGUGCGGGCGCGCAAGGUGGAUAAGGACACGGUGGUCAAGGCCAUCAAGGAGGCGGAGAAGGAGUACAAGGAGAAGAUGAAGAAGGAGGUCAAGGCAAGCUUGGAUGAGUCGAAUUGGCUGCCGGAGGAUGUAUCUGGAGGCGUUUCAAUCGUCGGCGGAAACGGAAAGAUUGAGAUUACGAACACAUUUGACGAGCGGCUGAAGCUGCUGGAGGAUACGGCGCUGCCUGCUAUCCGCACGAAGCUGUUCGGACCCAACGAGAACAGGAAGUUCUACGAGUAG